Molecule: messenger RNA, 1098 nt
Organism: Peronospora matthiolae
Lineage: Eukaryota; Oomycota; Peronosporomycetes; Peronosporales; Peronosporaceae
Source: the annotation of a GenBank genome assembly
AUGUCGACAGUCGUGGUGGAGCAGCUCCGUGAUUCCGGGAUGGCUACACCCAAAAGUACAAGCGGAAAAGCUCAAAUGGCCGCUGCAAAAGGAUCCAAAGACGAGUCGCGAUUCGACAGAGCUGUGGAUAUUGUGGGAAAGGAGGCGGACAAGCAACUAGAAGGAGCGAAGACAGUGUAUUGCAGCAACGCGGUCGUCGCUGGUCCAAUCGCAGCAAUGGGGGACGAUAAUGACGUGCGUGGCAUAAAAAGCAGUGGGGAAAGUGCAUGGGAGACGUCGACAAAACGAGUGGAGCAGAUGAGACGGAGAUUGCAAGUUCAGCUGCAAUUUGUGGAGAAGGCGCGACGACAAAUAUUGGACGAGACGCACCCGGAUAUGGUCGAGAGGCUGCGGCAAGCGGCAAGAGAACGCGAUCAGUUGUUGGGUGCAGCAAAACAACGGAACGAGUACUUCCAGCAUGGCACGGCCGUGAUCUUUAACUAUGAGUGUGAUGAAGCUAACUCGGAGUACGAUCUGCGAUGCGAGAAGUUGCGUCAGGAUAUGCUUGAGGAGAUUCACCAUGAGAUGGAGAUCCUGAAUGAUCAGCGCAAGGGGGGUCACAAUUGCGUGCGAACAACGACGCGCAAGACACGCAGUACCCGCACAAAAGCAGGUCCAGAUCCAGUUCUUGUCCUUGACACGGCACAGAAAAUCAAGAAACGAGCUGGCCACGUCUUCCAGCCGUUAGAGAAAGAGUUGGGGCAGUCGGAGAUUGAUCACGAUGUGCGCGAGCUCACGAACGUUUAUAUGAUGACUAAGAAACGACGCAUGGAAUUUGACACUGUCACGCCAGUGGUUAAAUUCUAUCGCAACAAGUUUCUGUAUCGAGACUGGAUCUUCCAGGAGGGCGACGAAGUGUAUGUACUCGACUAUUCUGUAUCGAGUGAAUAUGCAGCCGUCAUCUGUGGCAUUUCAUCGACCGAACUCCUCGUCUUGUCGGAGAAGGGAAAGCACUACCGGUUGGUUAUCAUGGACAUCCGGCAAGGUCGUGUCGUGCUCACCACCUUGUCAUCAGAGCAGGCUGCUUCCCGAGACGACCUCGGCGAUGAGAGUUUUUAG